CCAUUUAAUUUAUUGUCAUUGUGACGAUUCCCUUAUCUCGAUCUUCUAAAUAAUCAAAUAUUUGUUAUUUAUGUUAAAGGCUUCAGAAUCUUAUAGUCGAACCUUUUCCCAGGUCCUAGAAAAUCUCCGACGCAAUACUUUGCUUGCGGCCAACUCAAUUUCACACAGUUCAAGCCGACAGGGUGACUUAAAAAACGAAGAUGAAGAGAUAAAUGGUGAAGAAAAUGUGGAGCCGAGAAUACUGACAUACGAGAAGGGGCAUCCAUUCUAUCUAGUGAACUCAGAGGACUUAAUCCCGAAAUUUUGGUACUUGGAGAAUUUCCAAGCAGACGACUAUUGCUUCUUCAAACCAGAUAUUCUGGAAACGAAGCUGGUAAAGAAGGGGUGGAGCAGCGAAGCUAUUCAACUAUGCAUUAUCCUAAUCCACAACACAAUUAGUUUUUGCGUUGACAAGAAAUUUGGUAAUCGGAUGGGCGUGGCUGCUAUGGAGAUCAUCUAUCAAGCAUUUGACUUUUUAAUGUGGAAUAUGUACGCCAAGCUGGCCGAUUUGCAUAAAUUUUUUCGCGAAGUUAUUUUGUUAUACGCGGUGGAUGAUCUGCCAACGAGUAUGGCGAUUUACACUCCCAUAGAGUGUUUUGUUAUGGCUCAAUACUUCGCAAUGCAAUUCGAUUCCAUAUUUUUAUUGCUAAAGGCCGUUGCCAUUCCUAGUUUUAUGGUGAAAAUUCCUGUUGAGGAGCUUUAGACGAUACUGGAAAUAAAU
Hermetia illucens (black soldier fly) is the source of this 760-nucleotide messenger RNA. RefSeq lists its product as uncharacterized. Bases 71 to 742 code for a protein of 223 amino acids. NCBI's taxonomy places the organism in Eukaryota, Metazoa, Arthropoda, Insecta, Diptera, Stratiomyidae. The transcript has 2 exons. The record is from RefSeq and is a predicted model, not a curated record.